CAAUACCCACAUUAUUCUCAGUAUCCAUCGUUUGUCCUUAGAAACACAGCAUGGGCAUCGACCAUGGCGAGCUUCACGUGUUAUUCUUCCCCUUCCCAGCAAACGGUCACAUCAUACCCUGCGUUGAUCUGGCGAGAGUCUUCGCCUCAAGAGGAGUGAAAAGCACCAUAGUCACCACUCCCCUCAACGUGCCCCUCAUUGCACGAACCGUAGGGAAAGCCAGCAUCCAAAUCCGAACCCUCAAGUUCCCCUCACCGGAGGAAACCGGCUUGCCCGAAGGCUGCGAGAAUUCCGACUCCGCGCUCUCCCCCGACAAGAUCAUCGCCUUCCUCAAAGCCACGCUGCUCCUGCGGGACCCACUUGAACAUCUCUUGCAACAGGAACACCCCACCUGCCUUGUCGCCGACAUGUUCUUCCCGUGGGCCACCCACUCCGCCGCCAAGUUCGGGAUUCCGAGGAUCGUCUUCCACGGCCUCGGCUUCUUCCCUCUCUGCGUGUUGGCCUCCGUGCGACAGUACAAGCCUCAAGACAAGGUUUCUUCGUACACCGAGCCCUUCGUGGUUCCGAAUCUCCCCGGAGAAGUAACGCUGACGAAGAUGCAGCUUCCGCAGACUCCAAAGGACGACGAGGUCUUCACCCAGCUCUUGGAAGAGGCCAACGAGUCGGAGCUGAAGAGCUUCGGCGUCAUCGCCAACAGCUUCUACGAGCUCGAACCGGUUUACGCGGAGCACUACAGAAACCACCUCGGGAGAAGAGCGUGGCACUUGGGACCGGUUUCUUUGUGCAACAGGGACACGGAGGAAAAGGCUAGUAGAGGAAGAGAAGCCGCGAUCGACGAACACGCGUGCUUGAAGUGGCUCGACUCCAAGGAAAAAGACUCGGUUGUUUACGUUUGCUUCGGUAGCAUGACAUCGUUCGGCGAGGCCCAGCUUAGGGAAAUAGCGAUGGGUUUGGAGGGUUCGGGGCAGAAUUUCAUAUGGGUGGUGAAGAAAGGGUCGAGUGAGAAGGUAGAAUGGUUGCCAGAAGGGUUUGAAGAAAGAGUUGAAGGUGGAGGGAAGGGGUUGAUCAUAAAGGGUUGGGCGCCGCAAGUGAUGAUUUUGGAGCAUGAAGCGGUUGGGGGGUUUGUGACUCAUUGUGGGUGGAAUUCGGCGUUGGAAGGGGUGUGUGCGGGGGUGCCGAUGGUGACGUGGCCCAUGUACGCGGAGCAGUUUUACAAUGCAAAGUUUUUGAACGACGUGAUUAGGAUUGGUGUGGGUGUUGGGGUGCAAACGUGGAUUGGGAUGAUGGGAGGGGUGGCUGUGAAGAAGGAGGUGAUAGAGAAUGCUGUGAAGAGGAUAAUGGUGGGAGAGGAAGCACAGGAAAUGAGGAACAGAGCCAAGGAGCUUGCCCUCAUCGCCACAAAGGCUGUCCAGGAAGGAGGAUCGUCUUACUCCGAUUUCAACUCUUUAAUUCACGAUUUGAGCUUGCAUGCACAUUGAUGUGUACACAAACUUGUUAAUUUCCAAUGUCAUGAUCCUUUUGUUUUGUGCUGAAUGUUUAUCACAUAUAUACUUCUUUCCUACCACCAUCUUUACUAAUGAUACAUCACUGUUCAUUUACACGAU
This is a messenger RNA of Cajanus cajan (pigeon pea), 1604 nucleotides long. The record is from RefSeq and is a predicted model, not a curated record. Lineage: Eukaryota; Viridiplantae; Streptophyta; Magnoliopsida; Fabales; Fabaceae.